This is a messenger RNA of Paramecium primaurelia, 679 nucleotides long. The record is from the annotation of a GenBank genome assembly. NCBI's taxonomy places the organism in Eukaryota, Ciliophora, Oligohymenophorea, Peniculida, Parameciidae.
UGAUGGAAUACUAAUUGGAAUUGGCAAAUAAAACUAUAGAAGAAUUAAAGUAAAAACUAUUAGCUGCUGAAUAACAGAUUGUUUCAUAAGAAACAGAUAAGAUUUCAAAGAUAGAGUUAUAAGAGAAACAAAUUGAAAGAAUGAGUGAUGAAAUAGCUUAAUUGUACAGAAAAUUAGAGUCUUAAGAACAUGAAUUAAGAAUAAAGGUUUAAUUUUAACUUAGUUAAAGGAUGAUUAAUAUUAUAAAUGUGGAGCCUAUAUUGAAAGAUUGGAGUAAUAGUUAAGAGAAGCAUAUUAUUAAAUUGAUGAUCAAAAUGACUAUCUUAAAUAAAUAGAAUAACGAAUAGAUCCUUUAAAUUUAGAAAAUAUAAACCUUAUUAAGCAAAAUAAAAGCCUAUAAUAAGAGUUAGAAUAUUAUAAGAGAUCUGUAUAAAGUUAAAUAAAUAAAAUGAAAGCAGAAUAUGAAAUGAAGAUUAUUGAGUAAUAGGAUAAAUUGAUUUAAAUGACAAGGACUCCAAAUAAGGAGAAUAUUGCUAUAUCAUAAAAUACUUCAUUUAUUGAUUAUGGGAAAGAAAGUAGAGCUAGCAGAUAAUCAAACUAAGAUUAAUUAUUUGAAUUACAAUCAGAAUUGAACAAAAACAUAAAACUACUAAAUUCUAAACUUAAACAAUAUAAAUGA